Messenger RNA from Pygocentrus nattereri (red-bellied piranha), 1044 nucleotides. It is a transcript of the gene akip1, whose product is annotated as A kinase (PRKA) interacting protein 1. The coding region runs from base 147 to 710 and encodes 187 amino acids. The record is from RefSeq and is a predicted model, not a curated record. NCBI's taxonomy places the organism in Eukaryota, Metazoa, Chordata, Actinopteri, Characiformes, Serrasalmidae. The transcript has 5 exons. Gene Ontology annotation, biological process: regulation of non-canonical NF-kappaB signal transduction. Gene Ontology annotation, cellular component: nucleoplasm.
UUUUCUGUCACGAUGCAGCUCAAAGAACAAGGCUGGGUCGCCUGGAGCUCUUCAUAGGCUGGAAAAAGCGAUACAAGGUCUUUGGAGGAAAACAUUGUAGCAGCCUCGUUCUGAACCUGAGCCCUUGAUGUCAUACUAACUGCGUUAUGGAGGCGGUGAUGAGGCAGCCACUGUCCACGGCAGGACAGUCCUGGCUGGAGUCUUCACUCCAGCGAUCGUCUAAACUUGGACUUGAGGUGUUGGAAAGAGCCAAAAGACGGUCUGUAGACUGGUCAAGUGCGAGAGUGCCAAACCAGAAGCGCAGAGCCAAAGAAAAACACGGCGAGGUACAGGAAGACCAGGAAGACCCCAGUGUCCAUGUGAGCUUGGACCGUUCCUUUGCCAAAAUAAUGCAGCACAUGUCAGAAACUACCUAUCAGUGUAAGAACUUUUACAAGUCUGUAGGUUCAGCGAAGGCCAGCGAGCGAGAGAAAAAUCAUGUAUGUCGUUUCCACUCUCUGCACCUGCCACAUACUUCAAGACGAACUCAGCCAGCAGCCUUUGCCUCCAGAAGAGCUCAUUGUACCGGUCUGUCUGAGCCAGAGGAUUUCUUGAUUGAAGUGUCUCCGGGCACUUACUCCAUCACAGCAGCAGUGCAGGAUGCUGGUCCACAGACCAGAGUGGUGCGCAUUAACGCAGGGGAGAGCAAGAGGCUCACAUUUAACCUCUGACCUCCUGGCCUUCAUCAGAUUUUGACAAAAUUGUCUUCCAGUACCACAUGCCUGGAGAGUUAAGUGACCGACCAUUCUGUUCAUUUGCACUAAAAUUGUAUUGACAUUGAUUACAGCUGUGUAUAAGCUCUUUGAUGUGCCUUUAAAAUGUGCCUUAAGAUAAAGUUGACUUUUACUACUCAGGAUUUUUUCUAACCAGUGUUUUGUUUUAAAGUGAUUUGAGAUGUGAACUAUUACCCAAUACUUUUACUUUGUGAAAUGCAACUACUGCCUGUUUUUAUCAAAAUAAUUUAUAAAUGGUGAUGAAAUAAACACAUGCCAUAUUUUUAUACCA